This is a messenger RNA of Stegastes partitus (bicolor damselfish), 3930 nucleotides long. RefSeq names its product protein kinase, cAMP-dependent, catalytic, beta a (gene prkacba). NCBI's taxonomy places the organism in Eukaryota, Metazoa, Chordata, Actinopteri, Pomacentridae. Gene Ontology annotation, biological process: protein phosphorylation. The coding region runs from base 234 to 1376 and encodes 380 amino acids. The transcript is spliced from 10 exons. Gene Ontology annotation, molecular function: ATP binding; cAMP-dependent protein kinase activity. Gene Ontology annotation, cellular component: cytosol; nucleus; cAMP-dependent protein kinase complex. The record is from RefSeq and is a predicted model, not a curated record.
GCACAUGAGACAAAGUGAAAUGCUUUCAGACAGCACGCAGACAGAGUGGACAUGUAGUCGGCCACUGAAACUGAAGCAGACUACUUGAACAGGAAGCUUAACUUUCUGUGGUUAGCCGUGCAUUGCAGAGCACUUGACUGCACACAGGAAGCCCGUGUCGUUGGUGUGUCGUCUGAGAACGGUUGCUUCGCCUGUGAGACAGCUCACUCACACAUCAAGAUAUUUGCCUCAAAAUGGCCCAGGGAAAGGAUCAAUCCUUCGCCAGCCGCUUAUUCCACAGAUAUCGUAAGGGUAGCCAAGAGCAGAGAGGGCCAGAGAGCGAUCUGCCUCAUAUCUCUGAGUUCACCAUCAUGUGGGAUAAGUUGAUGAAAGAGUUCUUAGCUAAAGCCAAAGAAGAUUUUUUAAGAAAAUGGGAGUGUCCGCCACAGAGCACAACGUGCCUGGACGACUUCGACAGGUUCAAGACUCUGGGCACCGGAUCAUUUGGACGAGUAAUGCUUGUGAAACAUAAAGGAACGAACCAGUUCUAUGCUAUGAAGAUCUUGGACAAACAAAAAGUGGUGAAGUUGAAGCAGAUAGAACACACACUAAACGAAAAGAGAAUACUACAGGCCGUCUCCUUUCCCUUCCUCGUCAGAUUGGAGUACGCCUUCAAGGACAACUCAAACCUCUACAUGGUGAUGGAGUAUGUGCCCGGUGGGGAAAUGUUCUCGCACCUCAGACGCACCGGAAGGUUCAGUGAACACCAUGCACGAUUUUAUGCAGCUCAGAUCGUACUCACCUUCGAGUACCUUCACUCCUUAGACCUCAUCUACAGAGACCUGAAGCCUGAAAACCUGCUCAUAGAUCAGCAUGGAUACAUCCAGGUCACAGACUUUGGCUUUGCCAAAAGAGUAAAAGGCCGAACCUGGACGUUGUGUGGAACUCCAGAGUACUUGGCUCCAGAGAUCAUCCUCAGCAAGGGCUACAACAAAGCUGUGGACUGGUGGGCACUUGGAGUUCUCAUCUAUGAGAUGGCUGCGGGUUACCCUCCCUUUUUCGCUGAUCAGCCAAUCCAGAUCUAUGAAAAGAUCGUGUCGGGCAAGGUACGAUUCCCCUCUCACUUUAGCUCCGACCUGAAGGAUCUGUUGAGGAACCUGCUCCAGGUCGACCUGACAAAGAGAUUCGGCAACCUGAAGAACGGCGUGAAUGACAUAAAGAAUCACAAGUGGUUCUCCACAACGGACUGGAUCGCCAUCUAUGAGCGAAAGGUCGAAGCCCCCUUCUUGCCAAAGUGCAGAGGACCAGGAGACACAAGCAACUUCGAUGACUAUGAAGAAGAGGACAUUCGUGUCUCGCAAACGGAAAAGUGUGCGAAAGAGUUUGCAGAGUUCUAGUGAACGGGCAGGAGUCCCGUCAGGGCUGCCGUGUUUCGGGAUAUUUGCACUCUGUCGGAGGUUUAGGUGGAACCGAGGCCAUCACGAGCUCCAAACCAAGGCCUCGUUCCUUCAUUCCACACAGCUGAAACAGGUCCUUUUUGCCAUGAUCCUGCGUGCAGUUAGCACUAAUCUAUACACAGGCACAUUAUGCAGACACCCCUCGUGCUGCAACACAAAGUACUAGACCACGUUCUCAUCGUUUGUCCUUCUGUUGUCUGUGUUCUCAGUGUUCUCUCUCUCUCUCCCGUUCUAUGUAAGUUCUUAUUUGAAAAGCAACAUGAAAGCUAAUAUUACUCCCAUUUUCAAGCAGCACAAAGGGUGAUUGAUUUACUAGCUGGUGUUGCACAUGCUUUGAUUUAGGCUUUGGGAAAUUGAAGGGAUUUUUAACUUUUUUUUUUUUUUAAUUCCAAACAUUGCCAGUUAUCCGUCAUCUGUUACAUGCCUGAGUGUCUUUUAGGGUUCAGUUUAUUCUUCAUUAAUCAUGAACACUUAAACAUAUUCAUCAUCCUGGCGUCCUUAAGACCCAGGACCGUGUAUUUGUGCAUAUAGACAUAUACAUAUAUGAGAUUUUAAAUGUUUCGUUAAAGCAUGACCAAAAUUCGACAAAGAAACCGGCGUUGAGCGAAGGAGAAGAAACGCAGAUGACUCCUUGCAGUUUUUGCGCUCUGGCGUUUCUCGAAGCAAAGAAUUAAUCGAGACAAGCGAUGUUUUUACGAAGCAGAAACUUGUCAGUGCUGUGUUAGCUGAUCAGUUGUAGCAUUGUCUUUUUUUUUUCAUAUCCGGUCACAGGACGUUUUCCUUUUUACCUCAGUCUUGGUGUGGUAUUAAAUUAAUGGAAUGAAAUGAUAUAUAUAUUUUCAGGUACAACUCUGUUACACAAAGAAGGAAACUGAGCAAGUUUGUCACUGCACACAACUGAUCAUGUGUUUGGUACUUAUAUAUACAUGUAUAUAUAGACAUGUAUGUACCAGUGCAUCAACAUGGCAUUUUCCAGUAGCUGAAAGGUCAGUUUGUUAGACUUUUUUGAAGGUAUAUCACGAGUGUGAAGCAGUGUUGGUCACAUGGACACACUUUGUCAGUUUGCGCUGCUUUUUGAUUUUGUUUUUUUUUUUCUUAACCUGCUGUGUUUGAGCAGAGCACUCAGAAGACGUUGUGUAACUGCCAUAUUUGUUUCAUUUUUACUUUUGCAUGUCCGUUACGUUUGUACAGCAGCGUCACACCGAGCUCACAGCGCCCGACGGGUGUUCCCCCCCCGUCUCUCGUUUUUGUCUGUUACCUUCACGUAGGCUGGGACGUCGACGCAGUAGAUAAGGAGUUUAAGUCUCAGCGACAUAAUCCCAUACGAGCAAACCAUUUAAACAGUAACAAUAGCAGCAAACUGAAAUAUCAUAACCUUAAAGUAUUCAUUCAUCUUGGUCACGACUUGGUUGACCCACCUGCUUUUACCGCAGCUACAGCUUCUAGUCUCUUUGCAUCAUUUUCUAACCAACUUGCACACUGUGAUGGAACAAUAUUUACUCAUUCUUCUUUGCAAAAUUGCUCAGAGAGAACGUGAAUGGACAUGAAUAAGGAUUUUCAAAGGAAAGAAGUUGAAACUUUUUGAAGAACAUCUGUUAUGUUUUUCCCCAGUGUAAGCCACACCUGUUAAGUUAUUGUCUAUGCAUAUUUAUUACAUAUUUUCUCCGGUCAGAAAAAUGUAGGAUUUAUGAGGGAUUCUUUUUUUUUUUUUUUUAUUCUGGGCACCGUUCAUGUUCCAUUAAUUCUGCUGAAAUUGUCGUUCCCGCUUCUACAAAACUCCCGUCCAGGUUGACAUGUUGUGUCUAAAGAACCCGUGUGUCCAACGCCCACGAGGCCGCCGUGUCCACAUGUCGACUUUCCUUUUCUUCCAGGUGUCAGUAGAAGUUCAGCUUUCGUGAACCUUUCGUUCCUUUACUGUGGCGCAGAGUUUGAGGUCAUUUCUGCGGGUUGGAAAUCAAAGUUUUACAUUUCACAUCAGACAAACAAAAAUGCACUGUUGACAGUCUUCAGAGGUUUUGAUCAUUAUUUAACAUGAUGCUCGAGUCUUUGUGUGUGAGGAAAAUGCAACUUAAUCAAAGUUCAACAACAAUCGUAGACAACCAAAUGUGAAAAAAAAAGUCUUGGGGACUGAAUGCUAUUUUUUAGGUACUGAUGUACUGUAUAUGGAUAUUGGCUAUCAUUUCUUUUUCAUUGACUGAGCACAUGAUGCAUUUUUUUUUUUUUUUUUUAGCCCUGAUUUCAUUUCAAAGGCACAACUGUUUCUUAUGCGAUUUUAUUUAUAUUUAGAGACGUCUAAUAAAAUAACAUGUUUAAACCUGCGUAGCUCUCAACAUAUAUAUAUAUAUAAAGAGACUCCAAAUGUUUUAUUUGCAAAAGUGUUAUAAACAGUGAAUAUAUCGGAUUAUUUAUUUGUACAACUUUUUUUUUUCUUCAUUUGCCCAUAUACGAAUAAAACAUUUAUAGAAAUAAACAUAUUUACCACAGUUAAUGCACA